This is a messenger RNA of Rangifer tarandus platyrhynchus (Svalbard reindeer), 957 nucleotides long. NCBI's taxonomy places the organism in Eukaryota, Metazoa, Chordata, Mammalia, Artiodactyla, Cervidae. The record is from the annotation of a GenBank genome assembly.
AUGGCGGCGGCGGCGACGGCAGCCGCGGAGCAGCAAAGUUCCAAUGGUCCUGUGAAGAAGUCCAUGCGUGAGAAGGCUGUUGAGAGAAGGAAUGUCAAUAAAGAGCACAACAGUAACUUUAAAGCCGGCUAUAUUCCAAUCGAUGAAGAUCGCCUCCAUAAAACAGGACUGAGAGGGAGGAAGGGCAAUUUAGCCAUCUGUGUGAUUAUCCUCCUGUUUAUCCUGGCCGUCAUCAAUUUAAUUAUAACACUUGUUAUCUGGGCCGUGAUUCGCAUCGGACCAAAUGGCUGUGAUAGCAUGGAGUUUCAUGAAAGUGGUCUGCUUCGAUUUAAACAAGUAUCUGACAUGGGAGUUAUACAUCCUCUCUAUAAGAGCACAGUAGGAGGAAGACGAAACGAAAAUUUAGUCAUCACUGGCAACAACCAGCCUAUUGUUUUUCAGCAAGGGACAACAAAGCUCAGUGUAGAAAAGAACAAAACUUCUAUCACAAGCGACAUUGGCAUGCAGUUUUUCGACCCAAGGACUCAAAAUAUCUUAUUCAGCACAGACUAUGAAACUCAUGAGUUUCAUUUGCCAAGUGGAGUGAAAAGUCUGAAUGUUCAAAAAGCAUCUACUGAACGGAUUACCAGCAAUGCUACUAGUGACUUAAAUAUAAAAGUUGAUGGGCGUGCUAUUGUCCGUGGAAAUGAAGGAGUGUUCAUUAUGGGCAAAACCAUUGAAUUCCACAUGGGUGGUAAUAUGGAAUUAAAGGCUGAAAACAGCAUCAUCCUGAAUGGAACUGUGAUGGUCAACACGACUCGCCUCCCAAGUUCCUCCAGCGGAGACCAGUUUGGUGGUGAUGACUGGGUGCGUUACAAACUCUGUAUGUGUGCCGACGGAACGCUCUUCAGAGUGCAGGUGACAGGUCAGAACAUGGGCUGCCAGACCUCAGACAACCCCUGUGGAGACCCGUACUAG